Lytechinus pictus (painted urchin) is the source of this 5932-nucleotide messenger RNA. RefSeq names its product coiled-coil domain-containing protein 13-like. Gene Ontology annotation, biological process: cytoplasmic microtubule organization; non-motile cilium assembly. Gene Ontology annotation, cellular component: centriolar satellite. The coding region runs from base 116 to 2371 and encodes 751 amino acids. The record is from RefSeq and is a predicted model, not a curated record. Lineage: Eukaryota; Metazoa; Echinodermata; Echinoidea; Temnopleuroida; Toxopneustidae. The transcript is spliced from 16 exons.
GCUGUUGCGAAGGUAAACUAAGUUAUAGACAUAUAGUAACGCUUUUAAUCUCGAUUUAUUUGUUGUUUUAGCUGUGUUUCCAUUUAUAGGAGUUAGCAAUUUGAUAGAAAGCAUCAUGGAUGAGGGAGAUGCAACUCUCAGGCAGCAGUUUCAAGUUCUACAGGAACAACAGCAGAAGAAACUGAUGCGAAUGAAACAGAGACAAGAGGGCAAGGUGGCAAAGAAGGGUGCUUCCUCCAAAUCAGAAGAUGUCAAAGGUGGUGAAAAACAGUUGAAUGGAUUUGGAGUGCAGGAUGACUUGUGCUUGAAGCUUAGUGAUCCAGUAACAAAGAACACCAUGUUCCAGGAACACAUGAAUGAGGAAUUAUCUGAUAACAUUAGGGAGUUAAAAGAUGAGACUGGGCGGCUGUAUAAACUUCUCAGUGAAAGGGAUUAUGAAAUCAGGAAACUUAAAAAACAAAGGGAGCAGGACAGACUCGCUUUAGGAGGAGGUGGGGUUGCCAAUGAGAAUGCUGCCACAAGAAUUGUGGAGCUCUCCAAGAAAUCCAGAGAGUUGACAUCGGAGCUUGAGAGUGAGAAGACAAAAAACAGACAACUUACCCGGAAGGUCCGGGAUCUGGAGAUAGAGAUUAGUCGAGGUGCAGGUUCUAGUAAGCCAAGACCACCAAGCCCUACAGAAGAACAGGCUGCUGCGGUUCAGGCUGAGCUGAAGGCAAGUCAAGAUAAACUCAGCCAGGCCAAUGCCAAGAUGGGUGAAUACCGUACACAGAUAGCCAGCAUGAAACAGGAACUCAAAGUAUGUCACAAGGUCCUUAGCAAUGAGAUUGGAGACAAUGUAAACAUCCAGUCAUUGCUCAACCAGCCUAGCGGAUGGAAGGGUCGAGCUCAACAAAUACUAUUGCUUCAAAAGAAGGUUGAAAGGUUAAAGUCGCAAACCAAUCAGGUACAGAACAUGAGACCUGAUACAGAACUUAGCCUUGAGGAUCGUUUUAUGACCAUGGACAUCACCGGAGAUGGUCUUGGCAUGUCUCCCCUUUCUGCACCAGUACAGAGGACCAGUAAGCCAUCAAUUGAUGAGAAACAGAGAAACAGGGUCAGACAACUGGAGAAAGAAAAGAGAGAAGCCAAAGAACGAGUAAGUAAUGACCUGAAAGCCUUGGAAGAAGACCAUGCUAGGUUGAAGAACAAGAUGGAUGCCUGCAAAGCUCGUAACAAGGUUCUCUCGGAAGAAAUAAAAGGCCUCAAACAACAGGUAGCUAGAUGCAUGGAUAAAGGCAGACACGAUGAUGAACUCAUUGAGGCCCUAUUGAAACAACAGAGCCAGUUGAAGCAGUCAUUGGAUGAGUUAGGUAACAAAGAAAAGCAGAAUGUCGAGCACCAGGUACGUGAACACCACAACCUACAUCAACAUGCACAGAGGGAAGCAAAUGCCAUGGAGCAGCUCCGUAUCAUCGUCAUGGAGAAAGAGAAGAAGGUCAAGGCUUUAGAGGAGGAAAUUAUUGAGAUGAGAAGACAGAAACAGCAAAUAAAUGGUCUUGAUAGACCCCCUUCAAACCAGGGUUUCACUCUUGGUAACAGACCCCCAUCAAGCCAAGGCUUUGUCCUGAAUCCAGCAGCCACACCCAUCAACAGACCUUCAUCAUCAAACGGAAGGAAGACCCGUAUCAUCACCAAUACCUCACCAGCACCUCCUCCUUCAAGACAAGGAUCACGCACAUUAUCUCAGAUGAGUAAUCGUAGUGGUUCAAGGCAGAGUAUCGGAGAUGCAGACUUACCUCCCAGAGGCUCCCCAUUACGCUCUGUCCGCCCUGCAAGCACAGGGAGUCUGGCAUCAUCGUAUUCCCAUGAAGCAAUAGACUCUCUGAAGUUACAGUGCCAGGAGCUUCAGUCACUAAGCCAAGCAGCAGAUGUAGAGAGAGAGAAGCUUCUUGAAUUGGUUGCUGUUCUUCAGAAAAGACUCGAAGAGAGUGCAACAAAAGCAGCUGAUUCCCAGAACAACUUCCAUGAGCUGAAACAGAAGAAUGUUUGGUUAGAAAAACAACUUGGUAGAGCCAAAAUGGAAAGUGGAAAAGGUGGAAAAACAUCUUCAGCGCUCAUUAUGAAUAAAUCUUUAACAGGAUUACUAGGGGUGGAGGAGUUACUUAAGGAUGGCAUACCAAUCUCACAAGGCUCUAUUGACUCAUUACAGCAGAGACUUGCAAUCCAGGUUGAUGAGAAUGAUGCAUUAAAGAUUGCGCUACAGAGCACGCUCAAGGCCAAAGAAGAAGACCUUAAACUUUAUCAUCAGAUGAUGGAUCAGACUAAGAAGGUCUUUCUACAAGGACUCAGACAGUUUAGACAGACCAGUAGUACCCAACAGCAGUCUAGCUAACAUGAAUCCAUGAAUCCAACUUAAAGGGGUACACAAGGCUGAAUAUAAGCUGUAUAAAUAGAGCUUGAUUAAACAAACAAAAUAUUUAUUAGAAUCAGGCAAAAGAUAAUGAAGCUAUUGGAUUUCAAGAAUUUUAUUUAUUUCAGUGAAACAGUUCUAUGCACGUUGUUAUGCAUAUACAAUGAGUGAGCUGAUAAUCUCAUGCCCCUAGUCCUUUUAUUUUUAUUUUAUUAAUUCAAAUUUCAUUUCAUUUUUCUCUCACCUGCAUAGCAGAGUGAGACUUUAGGCGGUGCUUUUCCGGCGACAGCAGCCGCGUCAACAUCAAAUCUUAAUCAAAGGUUAAGUUUUUUAAUUGACAACAUAACUUAGAAAGUGUAUGAACAUAGUUCAUGAAACGUGGACAUUAGCUUAAUCAAGUAUUACUGAACAUCCUGCCUGAAUUUUAGGUCAACUGACCGAGGUCAAAGGUCAUUUAGGGUGAAUGAACUUAGACCGUGUUGGGGGAAUCAACAUCAAAAUCUUAACCUGAGGUUAAGUUUUUGAAAUGUCAUCAUAACUUCGAAAGUAAAUGGACCUAGUUCAUGAAACUUGGCCAUAAGCAUAAUCAAAUAUUACUGAACAUCCUGCCUGAAUCAAUGAAUUUUUGUCAAGUUGGGGGUAUUUGUUGAACUGCAUCAUAACUUUGAACCUUUAUGGAUCUGAUUCAUAUAACUUGGACAUAAGAGUAAUCAAGUAUCACUGAACAUCCUGUGCGAGUUUGAGGUCACAUGCCCAAAGUCCAAGGUCAUUUAAGGUCAAUGAACUUUGGCCAUGUUGGAGGUAAUCAGUAAAUUGCUGUCAACUUUCAAAGUUUAUGGAUAUAAUUUAUGAAAUGUAGACUUUGGGAUAAUCAAGUAUCACUGACAAGUCUUAGGUUAUGUGAUCAAGGUCAAAUGUCAUUUAGGGUCAAUGAACGUAGUAUUGUAUCAUUAUAUGAAUGGUGUUUUUUGUGAAUAAUUAUUUUAUUAUAAUAGUUUUUAAAGUCAGCACUGCUGCUAUAUUGAAUCGUGUAAUGCAGGUGAGACUGUCAGAGGUGCUUCAAUUGUCUCAUUAAUCAUCUCCUUUGUAAUAUAAAUGUGUGACAACAUUGAGGAUGUUAAGCAUUAGAUUUUCAGUAUAUCAAAUUUUCACAUUUUUUGAAUAAUUUAGAUUUUGUUAAUAAAAAAUAAAUAAAAUGAAGAAAAAGUAGGGAGACAUCACCAGCUUGUUCAUUACACAUCCAUGAUAACAUGCAUUGAAAUGUUAAGGUGGAAUUACUUCUUUUUUUUUAGUAGUUAUUCUUCAUAGAUUUUGAAUGGAUUUUCGCUGUUUUUCUUGUUUGAUUUUACUCUAACCUUUUAAGUCUUAUAUUUUCAGCCUGGGGUACCCUUUUAAUCAUUGUUUGCUUCUGCAGUGUUGGAUUAAUAUUCUUUUGUUUUGUGCAAUUUAAAGUGGCUUGGAUUUUUAAUUACAAUGUAUCUCUUUUUCUGUUGGUUUGAUUAAUACCUCAGCCAAACAAAGUUUAAAGAGGGUGCAAAUGAGUCAUGUGGUUAACAUGUUAAGGUGGAGUUAGUUUUUUAAGACUUAAAAGGUCCAUGCAUCUGUCCGUCCUUCCAUCAGUCUGUAGUAAAUCUUGCAGAUCAAGUUUCUUUCUCAUUUUUAGAUUAUGUACAUGUAAUUUAGCAGACACAUUGGUCUUACAAUGGAUAUGUGCAAGACUUGUUUUUCUUUGAUGCUUGUAAAACUGCGUUUCUAUGGUAAUAGCAAUAUAUAAUUUUUAGUGAUCAUUUAAGAACUGCUUGAAAGACUGACUUCAAACUGGGUUUAUAUUUGCAUGUAUAUAGGAAUGACAAUGAUCUGUAUUUUGGGGGAAUAGCUUGUUCUUGUUAUUAAUUUAAUCUCUAGAUUCUCUAGAUUAACAAUAUAAUUACAUGAAGAUUGAUUUCAUGGUUUUCUGAACUCAUUGAUUCUUAAUCUGCAAGGAAACAGACAAGCUUAUUUUUCAAGCAGUGUGAAUUGUACACCCUUUAAAUGCAAAUACAUAUCUGAAUGGAAAGCUCUUUCUUUGUAGUUUCAGGGCUGGAAUCUAACACAUAUCCAUUUUCUAAUGAUUUCUCUCCAAUAAUUGUAUACAUCUCACAUUCUUUAUAGAGCUAAUCCUCCAUUUUCCAUGUCAAUGCAAAUUCAUCAGUUGGUUUUCUUCCUUUUUCAUAAUUUUGAAUCAUGCCAGCUGGGCAUGUGAUCUUUGGAAUCCUCUAUUCUAGUUUUAUCAAUAUCCAAUUUCACACUUCAUCUUUUCACACCUUUCUGGCUAGACACAGUAAAAUUUCGAGAAUAUCAGUAUUGAUAUCAAACUUGAAAGUGUUCAAGCAUACUAGCUUUAAUCAGGACUCUUUUUAUGAAGUAUCCCCACCCCCUAUGACAGACAGUUUGUUGUGAAAAUGUAUACAGGUACCAGUAGCAAGUGUAAGGUUUCUUUGAGUUUAAUGGUAACAAGGAACAAUUGUUAUUAGUAUUGGCUGUGUUUUGGCGCUACUGGAAUUCUCUCUUUGUAUUUUGUUUACUUUUGCCUAGAAGGGGAUACCAUUGCACAGAGUCAAUAUUAUGAUGUCAAACAAUGGCUUUGGGAAUAAGAAUGUCUCAAUAACAUGAACACAGUAAGAAGAAAAGUGAAAGUUUGUGAAAACAAAUUUAUAACAUGAAACCUGUUUAAGAAAUAAGCUCAAUUUCACAUUCAGAAGAGGAAGGAAAGUUCAUGAUAACAAAUUUCUAGAUAUGAAGCUUGUUUAAUGAAAAUACUCAAGUGGAAAGAUUACUGAACAUUAAUAGUUGCCAUGGUAAUCCAAGUACCCUCAUCCUUUAACUUUUUUUAACAGUUUGACAAUGAUUCUCUUCUAAAAAUGUUUUCAAAGUAUAUGUAUUAAACUUUACCUUGUGUAUUUGGAACAUCCUUCAUUCGCCUUAAAAGCUCAUUUAGUAUCCAUCUCAUAUGGGAUAAAAGUACACCUGACCAACAAGAAAAUAUUAUGUGAAAGUUAUUUGAUAAUCAUAAUGGUGACUAGUAAAUAAUAAAUUUCAGCUUUCUAUAAAAAGAAUAUAUACUGAACUUUGCAUUAAAUACUAAAGAGAUUGAUUAUGGUAUCUAAUAAUUUUUUUUUUGGGGGGGAGGGUACGAUUUAUCUACAGAACAACAGAACCACAAACUGAUAAAGAAUGAUAUGAUUAAUAACUGUAAUUAGUCUGCCAUACGUAGGCCAUCAUUUAUUUUAACCUUGGUUUAUCCAAUCACUACUGAUGAUCAUAAUAUAAUUUCCCAGAUUUUGGCAUGUAUGAUUCUUCGACCUUGGUUAAUUUCCAGCUACUCAACCUUGUAUAUAUACAUGUUCAUCCAUUAUGGCAUUUGUGGUUGUACAUGCUUUAUUACUUUCACCACAAAGCUUUCUUUCAUUGCCUUUGUACAUAUUGUUUGUAUUAUUUUCUAUGUAAUGUUACAUAUGAUCAAGUAUGCUGAACAUAUUCCAGUGAAUACAUGACUAAACAUCA